Drosophila eugracilis is the source of this 712-nucleotide messenger RNA. RefSeq names its product protein new-glue 1-like. The transcript has a single exon. The record is from RefSeq and is a predicted model, not a curated record. Bases 399 to 662 code for a protein of 87 amino acids. Lineage: Eukaryota; Metazoa; Arthropoda; Insecta; Diptera; Drosophilidae.
AAUCGUUUUAUAAUUUUUAAAUUUUAUUCACUUUUCCAAAUAUUAUUUGGUUUAUUUGUUUAAAUUUCAGUUUCCAUGUUUAUGUUAAUUAAACCUAACAGUGAUGCGGAUCACACAUUACACAGCUGUCUUUACAUGCUAGUAAAAUGGUGGUCCAGAUUUUAUGCUUUGCUAAUUUAUGGCUUAGCUCCAUGAUAUUGUAGGUCUGUUAACAUUACUUUAAGGAAAUAACAACAAAAACAGUUGUCAAAUAUGAUCUUAAAUGUUAGUAAAAUAACGUAUAUAAAGGCACUUGUUACACUAGUUAAUCAAACCAAUCGAUACACCAAUUCAGUUCAGUGUAGCCUCCUGAUAUCCUCAGUUAUCAGCAGAUUUGAGAAAUACCUGAAAGUUUCAAGAUGAAGUUCCUUUUCGUGGUCGCCCUUAUUGCCUUGGCCAUUCAGGUGGCCUAUUCUGCCUCUACAACAACAACUACCACUGAUGCUACCACUACCACAACGACAACUACUUCUGCAACAACAACCACAACAGCCUCCUCCACCCACAAGAAGCGUUGUUGGAAGGGCAACAACUGGUGCCACACUCGCAUACCCAAGAGGAAGUGCAAGCACCCCAAAAGGUGCCACAAGACAGUCGUGAUAGUGACCAGAAGGAAGAACUGAAAAUCACCAACAAACUUUCAAUGACAAAAUAAAUAAAUAUCUACAAAAUA